Lasiodiplodia theobromae is the source of this 1308-nucleotide messenger RNA. Its product is annotated as MFS transporter. NCBI's taxonomy places the organism in Eukaryota, Fungi, Ascomycota, Dothideomycetes, Botryosphaeriales, Botryosphaeriaceae. Gene Ontology annotation, molecular function: transmembrane transporter activity. Gene Ontology annotation, biological process: transmembrane transport. The record is from RefSeq and is a predicted model, not a curated record. The coding region runs from base 1 to 1308 and encodes 435 amino acids. The transcript has a single exon.
AUGGCCACCCUCCUCCUCAGCAAUAUCUGGGCGGCAAACGUGCAAUCCUACGGUUCACUGGUCGGCUCGCGCUUCAUCGGCGGGUUGGCUGGCGGCGUCAUCGAAGCGCUGGGGCCGCAAAUCGUGGCAGAGUGUUUCCCGAACCGACAUCUGGGCCAGGCCAUGGUCGUCUACGUCGGCUUCCUAGCAGCAGGCUCCUCGCUCGGUCCCAUCGCCGCCGGCGCCAUCGCGACGCGGCUGCACAGCUGGCGGUGGUUCUUCAACAUCAGCGCCAUCGCCGUCGGCCUCAACCUCCUGAGCAGCCUCCUCAUGUUCCCGGAAACAACCUACCCGCUGCAGCAGCACAUCGACGGCGUCACCUCCUUGGCUGCCGCCGACAGCAGCAGCAACACGCUCGACCACCUCGAGCUCCGCACCCUCCGCCCCAAAACCCCGUCCCCCAUCCCCCGCUCCACCUCCUCACCAACCCUAGUCGACGCCACCACCGCCGCAGCCGACGACGCCGCCAGCAUCGAGCUCCACACCCCCCUCCACCCCCCGCACCCGCCCCUCCUCCGCACCUGGCUCACCCGCAGCCUCUUCCUCAUCGUCUCGCGCGGCGCCGACCGCCCGCCCCGCCGCGGCAUCCUGUCUUUCCUCCGCUCCGCCGCGCCGCUCCUCGUCACGCCGCCCGUCCUCGUCACGACGCUCCUCUUCGGCCUGACGAUCGGGUGGACGGUGGUCGCCAGCAUCGUCGUGUCCGCGCAGUACUCGGCGCCGCCGUGGCUCUUCGACGCGGAGCAGGUCGGCUUCCUGAACUGGGGGCCCUUGGUCGGACUGCUGGUCGGGAUACCGGUGGGCGGCGCGGUGGCGGAUGUGCUGUAUGGGGCGCUGGCUGCGCGGAAGAAGGGUGGUGUGAAUGGUGGUGGUAAUAGUGAUCCGCGGCACCGCCUCCCUGCGGUGCUGCCCGGUGCGGUGGUUAGUCCGGCCGGGUGGCUGGUCAUGGGGUUCGCGCUGCGGGACGGGUGGGCGUGGGGCGCGACGAGCGCCGGGUGGGGCAUGGCGGCGUUUGGGCUGACGGCGUCGGCGAAUGUGAUGUUGACGUAUGUGGUCGACUGUUUUCCGGGGAAGGCGGGGGAGAUUGGGGUGUUGGUGAAUGGGAUGAAGAACUUUUUCGCGUUUGGGGUGAGUUAUGGGAGUUUGGCGUGGUAUGAGAGCGCGGGGGCGAUGGGCCAGUUUGCGACGAUGGCGGGGUUGUCGUGGGCGGUGUAUGCGGUUGUGCCGGUGUUGUAUUUUUGGAGGAAUAAAAGGAGUGAUCUGGAAUGGUGA